Oldenlandia corymbosa var. corymbosa is the source of this 4632-nucleotide messenger RNA. Lineage: Eukaryota; Viridiplantae; Streptophyta; Magnoliopsida; Gentianales; Rubiaceae. The record is from the annotation of a GenBank genome assembly.
GUCAGAAAAUUACAUGAGCACGACUUAUACAAAGCAGAAAACAGAGAUAAUUCGGCCAGAAAUUAAUUUACGCAAUUUUGGUAUAAUUUCUUUUACAUAAAUUUUUUUUUUUGUGUGUGUGUUUUUGGGGCAAAUGGAAAAACCAUUGACCAAAACAAGUGAUUAUUAGCAUAAAUAACGAGAGGAGAAUUCAAGUACCAACUCUAACUGUAUUUGCUUCGGACAAGCAAACUCUUUUCACGGUAAUCAUCACAAUUCACAAAAAGAAAAUCUCUCUUCCUCAAUUUCAUCGCUUCAGAUUCUCCCCCCAUUUCAAUUCCCUUUUCUCUUUUCCCACAAAAUCAUCAUGGGUUCUGUUUAUUUUUUCUUCCGCAUAUAAUUUUUUUUUUUUUUCUACUACUUCCCCAUCAGUUGAUUAGAGAAUUGGGUCGGUGGUAAAUGGCAGUAGUAGCUCCAGAAUUCCCUAGAAAAAUGGAGAGAAUAAGAUACCCAGAGGUGGAUAGGAGAAGCGUGAGUUUAAGUUCCGGCAGUGAGAUUGAAGAAAGGUCUCCGGUGGCUUCUGCCUCUUCAACUCCGAGGUCAAUUUCUUCUUACUCUCUAUCUCCGAAUGAUGAAACAGUUUAUGUUGCCGUGGGGAAAGAAAUGAAGGAAGCUGUGUAUGCACUGACUUGGGCGUUGCAUAAUUGUGGAGGAAGAAAAAUUGUCAUCCUUUAUGUUCAUCAGCCAGCCCAGACAAUUUCAAUGAGUAAUCAUCUUUAAUACUUUCCUUAAAUCUUACAGAAGUGUUGGUCGUGCCAAUUUUAUGAUGCUUUUUGUUUUCCUGUGAUUGCUUUGAUUUUGGCUGUUAUAUAUAUAAGUUUAGACUUUCAUGUCAGCUUAGAUUUCAUCAUGAUCAUAUGGUGUUUGUUGUUCUUUAAGUCAUUUUAGUAUAGGAAAUCGAAGAAUAUGUAACUCCUUUCUCCAUUUUUCGACUAGGAUAAUGGAAAAUUUAAAUAGGGGUGGUAUAAGAACGAUAGUAAAUUGUUGACUUUCUGGCCAUUUCUAAAAGGAACAAUUGAAGAAGUCAACUCAUGAUUAUUAUAACCUCCAUGUUUGCGUGUGAUUCCUAAAACUUAUUACUUUGGUUAGAAUAGGAGCCUUUAUGUGAAAUACCUUAGUGGAUUAAAAUGUGCUCUUUGCAGGCUUUCAAUAUUUAGUAACUUUGUGUAACAUUUGAUGAUGUAAGUUUGGGAGAAAUCUAUCUUUGAUUUUUUAUUUUAUUUUUUUCAUUUUUAACACUGUCAAUGCAAUCUGCACCGAGCUUUGGUUUUAUUUUGUUACCUUAUGUUUUAUCUUUCAACUCAACUGAAUUUUGAGAAGAUGAUCUGUUAUUAAGUAUCUACAUAACUUUUUAUUCAUGAAUGUAUGUGUGAGGGGGGACCGGCGGAGGUGUUUGGAACUUUUCUUGAUAGUGUAUCCUUGAGCUGUGAAAGAAGCAUGCAAAUAUUGUAGCAGUGCUUGUUUAUUUGUACCCUGCAUUGAUGUCUUUGAGGUUCUAGUUGAGUGACUUAAUCUGAGAAAGUUCCAACUGUUCUCUAUAUGGAAGCGAAGAUCAGUUCUUGAUUGCUGUUCUGUGUGGCUGUGUUCGUUUGCUUAACAUAUUCGUGGCUUGCAGUGGGUGCACAAGUGCCCAUCAGUCGGAUGGAAGAAUACCGAGUUAAAGCUUAUCACGAAGCUGAGAGGCAAGAUGCACAGAAGAUUCUUGAAAAAUACGUGUCAUUUUGUCAGAAAGCAGGGGUGCAAGCAGAGAAAUUAUACAUUGAGAUGGACUCGGUUGAAAAGGGCAUUGUGGAACUAAUAUCUAUGCAUCACAUUAGGAAGUUGGUAAUGGGAGGUGCAGCAAAAAAACAUUAUACAAAGAAAUUAAUGGAGCCUAAGUCUAGCAAAGCAAUCUAUGUGCGUCAACAAGCUCCUCCUUUCUGUCAAAUUCGUUUCUUAUGCAAGGGACACCUGAUUCACACAAGGGAAGCUACAUCAAUUGGAGUGAACACAGAGGGUAUGACUCCAUUACCUCAGGCUAGUCCGAGUUCCGAAACUGAGAAAUCAUAUCCCCCGAGAUCAAAAUCCGUCACUGAAGGUCUAAAUUAUCAAUUGAGUCCAUUGGAGUCUACUGUUGAUCAUCGCAGAGUAAUGUCUGAAAAUCUUGGCACUCAGUUUCCUGGACUUCCUCCCUCCGACAUUUCAGGAGCCACAACCACGCAUAGUAGUUCAAGUGUUGGCAGGAGCAGUGAUGUCCUGUCUCAGAGAAGUCUAUCUUUGAUUUCAUUUGUUUCCUCAUCAUCAAGUGAAAUACUGGAUGAUACAGCUUCUGCCUCUAAGACUGGGGCAGAGGGACUCGAAAAUGGAUUAGACGGAGAUGCCCCUCAUCAGCCUGACAAAGAUGAUUCUAACACGUCUUAUCAUCAUCAAGAAACAGAAGGAACUGUGAAUGAUGAACUUUAUCAUAAACUCCACCAGUACGUUGAGGAGGCAGAAAAUUCCAGACGAGAGGCAUAUGAAGAAACAACCAAGCGUAGAAAAGCUGAAAGAGAGGCUAUUGAGGCUAGGUUCCAGGCUAAAGCAUCAGAAUCAAGAUGCGCAGACGAAAUUAAACACAGAAAGGAAGUUGAGGAAGCACUAGCCCAGCACCAAAAAGAAGUUGAGAAAAUGAGUUACCAAUUAGAUGAGAUCCAGAUGAAACUUAGACUUUCCAUGGAACAAAAGUCCUCUCUGGAGAUCCAAAUUGAUGCUUCUGAGAAGAUGGUCCACGAGUUAGAACAGAAAAUGUUCUCUGCUGUGGAGCUACUGAAAAAGUACAAGCAAGAAAGAGAUGAAUUGCAGGAAGAGCGUGACAAGGCACUAAAGGAAGCUGAAGAGCUAAGAAACAAAUAUGCUGAGAAGGAAUCAAGUGCAUCCAUGUCAUGUUUCUUUUCCGAAUACCUUUUCUCAGAAAUAGAACAGGCAACUUGCCAUUUUGAUCCAGCAUUAAAGAUUGGCGAAGGAGGUUACGGCAGUAUCUACAAGGGCUUCCUUCGUCACACUCACGUGGCUGUAAAGAUCCUAAAUCAGGAUAGUAUGCAAGGCCCUUUGGAGUUUCAGGCAGAGGUAAAUAUUUUGAGCAAAUUGAGGCAUCCCAACCUCGUUACGCUCGUAGGAGCCUGUCCAGAAGCUUGUGCUCUCAUCUAUGAGUAUUUACAGAAUGGAAGCCUUGAAGAUAGACUUAACUGCAAGGGCAACACCCCUCCACUCACAUGGCAAACUCGAAUCCGCAUUGCUUCAGAGAUUUGCUCAGUUCUUAUUUUCUUGCAUUCGUGCAGGCCCAAGAGCGUUGUACAUGGUGAUCUGAAACCAUCAAACAUUUUGCUUGAUGCUAAUUACAUCAGCAAGCUCAGUGACUUUGGCAUCUGUCACAUCCUGAAUGAAAAUGAAUUUUCAGAGAACAACACUACAGUAAUGCGAAAAACUGAUCCAAAAGGAACUUUUGCUUACAUGGAUCCUGAGUUUGUUGCAACUGGAGAGCUUACCCCAAAGUCUGAUGUCUACUCAUUCGGGGUUAUAUUGCUAAGGUUAUUAACUGGAAAGCCAGCAUUGGGGAUAGGGAAGGAAGUUCAGGCUGCUCUGAACGAUGGGAACUUGAAAGAUAUCUUAGAUAACACAGCAGGGGAUUGGCCAUUUGUUAAAGCACAACAGUUGGUUAACAUAGCUUUGAGUUGUUGUGAAAUGACUCGAAGGAACCGGCCUGAACUUUCAUCAGAGGUGUGGAGAGUGCUUGCUCCAAUGAAAGCAUCCUGCGGGACACCUUCUAGGUUGAUUUCCAGAGAACAAUCUCACUCUCCAGAAUACUUCAUUUGUCCCAUCUUUCAGGAAGUCAUGCAGGAUCCAGUCGUUGCAGCUGAUGGCUAUACAUAUGAAGCAGAGGCCGUACGAGGAUGGUUGGAUAGUGGUCAUGAUACAUCGCCCAUGACGAACCUGAAGCUUGCCCAUACCAAUCUUGUACCCAACCAUGCUCUUCGAUCCGCCAUUCAAGAGUGGUCUCAAAAGACUCAAAAAUAGCGCAACUUAAUUACUUGAGUGAGUGUAGCUAGCUAGUUGCUUUCACAUUUCAUCAAUUCUUCCACUUUUUCCUUUCAGUUUCUUCUCAUCCCUUUCACUUUGGAGACCCUUAACCGUGUGCAUGUGCAUAAAUAUAUAUACAUACACAGAAAGAGUAGUAGCGAUACCCACAGAAAAGUCGUCCGGCGAAAUUUUUCGAAGAACCAUUUGCUCGGGAUUUUGUUACAAUCAAUGCCACAUCGUUUCCUAAGCUAUUUCACUUGAUGAUUUCGCAGAAAGUAUCAUUUUUUCAUACAAAAAACCAUACAUCCCAUAGAAAAUAUGUUAGGUUGUUGAUAUUGAAUAGCUGGUGGGUUUGGAACCCUUUGUUUGUUAUCCUUUCUUGUAAUACAUACCAGAUUCUGCAGAAGAAUGAUUUAUACAUGUAUAGUUACAGGGCAUUUCGGGAUUCCUUUAUGAUAGAUUUUACAAAUUUUUCUUUCAACAUUGAUGAUCCAUUUUUUGUUUUUUGGAGAUGCUGUUUAUUUUUGAAUUCAUUUGAUUAUAUUUAUGUUUUUGCGC